Messenger RNA from Coffea arabica (coffee), 783 nucleotides. NCBI's taxonomy places the organism in Eukaryota, Viridiplantae, Streptophyta, Magnoliopsida, Gentianales, Rubiaceae. The record is from RefSeq and is a predicted model, not a curated record.
AUGGGCCUAGUCGGGAACCUCGAUCUUCCACCUAAUAAAGAACCAUUAGAUUGGAAUACAAGAAUAAAGAUAGCAGCAGAUGUGGCCAAAGGUUUGGAGUAUCUUCAUGAUAAGGCAAAUCCUUCUGCCAUUUAUAGGGAUUUCAAGUCAUCUAACAUAUUUCUGGAUGAAAGGUUUGUUCCAAAACUUUCAGACUUUAGGCUGGCAAAACUUGGCCUUGCUGGAGACAAGUUGCAUGUCUCCACAAGGGUCAUGGGAACUUAUGGUUAUUGUGCUCUUGAGUGUGCUAUGACUGGGCAAUUGACAGUGAAAUUUGAUGUCUAUAGUUUUGGGGUUGUCUUCCUGGAACUUAUCAUUGGACAGGUGCAUCAUUUAGGGAGAGAUUCUUCAGAUCAUGCUCCCCUGGUGCUAUCGGCCAUAACUAGGCUUGACAAUAAGUCAAGAGCGUUCCGAUUUCUGAAUUUUUGGACGUUUAAGCCAGAGUUACUGGAGUUUGGAAAUAUUUUUGAUGCAGUGCAAGUUGCUGAGGAGCGGGCGUCAUUGGCAGAAGCUCUCUUUGACGAUGAUCCCCCUGAGCCGAAGUUGUUAGCAUUGCAAGAAGCUCAAGCGGUACUUAGGAAUGCUUUGUUUGUAAAGGAGGAAUUUUGGAAGCAAAAGGCAAGAGCUAAAUGGUUGCAGGAUGGGGAUAGGAACACAAAGUAUUUCCACUCUAUAGUUGCAAAGGGAAGAGCCAGGUCAAUAAUUCAUCGUAUUAAGGAUGCCAAUAGGGUUUGGUUAACAUAG